Molecule: messenger RNA, 913 nt
Organism: Dictyostelium purpureum
Lineage: Eukaryota; Evosea; Eumycetozoa; Dictyosteliales; Dictyosteliaceae
Exons: 2
Coding region: 275-595 (106 amino acids)
Source: RefSeq, a predicted model, not a curated record
AACAACAACAACAAUAAUAAUAAUAAUAAAAAAAAUUUAGAUUUAUAUACAUUCACAUAUAUAUCUUUUUUUUAUUUUUUAAAAAACAAUUAUUUUUUUUAAAAAUAAGUUUUUUCUUCCCAAUAAUAAAUAUAGCAAUUAAAUAAAUAAACAAUUUAUUUAUUUUUAACAUCACCAUCACACUCUAAACUUUAAUUAAUAAAAUCAAAUCAAAUUAAUUUAAAUUAAAUUAAUAUUUUUUUUUUCAAUUAUAUAAAUAAACAAAUAAUAAAAAAUGACAAUCUAUGAACCAAACACUUCAGAAGAAACUUAUAAUAAAAUUAGAACAACCCCUAGGGUAUUAGUAAUGGUUAGUACUAAAUGGUGUAUUCAAUGUCAUAAUUUUACACAAUAUUACGAAAAAGCCAGCAACAAAUUAAGUUCCUUCUUAUUUUUAAAAGUAGAUUACGAUAAAUGCCCUGAAAUGUACAAGGAAAAUAAAAAUGUUGAAAAAGUCCCAACUUUCAUUCUUUAUAUUGAUGGAAUUGAAACUAAAAGAUUCCACAGUUACGUCAAAACAAAUCUCGAUAAAUUAGUUAAAGAUUAUACUGCUUAAAUAAUAAUAUAACAAUAUAUAAACAAACAAUAAUAACAAACAAUAACGUAUCAUUAUAGUAGUAUUAAUAACAUAUAUUCUUUUUUUUUCCUUAUUUUUUCAUAUUAAAAUCAACCACCCAUGUAUAUAUAUAUAAUUUUUAAUUUUUUUUAAAAUAUAUUAAAAAAGCAACAGUAAAAGUAGAAGAUGUGAUAUAAUUAUAGUAUAUACAAACAAGCAAUAAAAACCCAGAUAUAAAUUUAAAUGUUAUAUAGUCUAUAAGAUUUAAUAAGUCUUAAAUUUUUUUUUCUUAAAAUAAAAAAAAAUAAAAAAAUUUUU